Messenger RNA from Pecten maximus, 4885 nucleotides. RefSeq names its product neuropeptide FF receptor 2-like. Bases 1268 to 2989 code for a protein of 573 amino acids. Gene Ontology annotation, cellular component: membrane. The record is from RefSeq and is a predicted model, not a curated record. NCBI's taxonomy places the organism in Eukaryota, Metazoa, Mollusca, Bivalvia, Pectinida, Pectinidae. Gene Ontology annotation, molecular function: G protein-coupled receptor activity. The transcript is spliced from 3 exons. Gene Ontology annotation, biological process: G protein-coupled receptor signaling pathway.
CGCUAGUGGUGAGUUGUGAAGAUUACUGGCCGAAUACAAACAAACGAAGCCUUACCUUGUCAGAAAAACCAUCACAAACUAAUGCUACCAAGCAUAGUCUAGCAAAUACCGUGUCAAGUUCAUCUCAGUCCCUAAUAUCGGGCUCCGCAAUCUCGAUAGCAUACACUUGAUUCCAAAACCUUUACGUACACAAAGCCGAUGUAAAAGUGUACAAAUCGGAAGUUCGUCCCGGGACAUGCUCAUUUAAAAAAAAAAAAAAAAAACUUUCUUUGAAAAUGGGAGAUUGUUUAAGUUGCUGUUGAAUCGAUCGAAAUAGAUUGUCACGUCAAAUCAUUAGAGACCUUUCUCUUCCAUUUAAAGAAUGGGGCGAUUUUGAAGUAUAUACCACACCCUGAUUCGCGGGAUUUGUUUGCGAAAGGUUUUCCCUUCGAGCCAUUUAUCCAAUGACAACUAUAAGAUUACAAACACGACAAUUGCAGCGAGCAGAAAAUCGACUGUUAACGAAGACGGCAGAGCCGGCAACGGCAACGAGAGCUCCCGUAACGCCACAGAAAACAAGCUUACAUACGAGUUACAGACCCUAGCUGUGAAAACGGCAGAUUCCUGCGAGGGCAUGACUUAUUGGCUACGGAACCGACCACUCGUUUUGUUUUAAUAGUUGAUACGGUCUCUCGUUUUUAGUCUUGAUUGGAUUAUACGGGACAAGACAUACCGAAACAGUAAAGUCAGUGACUUCAAUGUUUGGCUUUAUUUUAAAAUGUUGACUUUGGAUUGUGAGGUUGACAGCGUAUUUAUAGAAAGGAGAAUGCGUAGAUAAGUGUUAUUUAAACAUCCAUUGUUUGUGAAAUUCGUAUUUAAUUAUUAAAAUAUCAACAUCAAUUAAUGGGUUUAUAUUACUGGAAAUGAUAGUUGAACAAUGUGAUUCGAUAAAUCAAAAAGGGAUUUUUAAGAAGUUGACACGCGAGAGGACAAUAUUUCUAGAAAAUUUAUUCCAUAUACGCACUUAAAUUGUCGGCUGAUUGAAUCACUUCAGGGUAGAUAUAAACUGCGUCUGAUGAAACAAAAUACAUACAAAACGGGGCAUUAAUCACCUUAGUGACGUCAGAAGAUUUUAAGUUGUUAUUGCAAAGCCUGGAAAUACAUUAUAUAUGGAUAUGUAGAAUGUCACUUGCUGUGGAACUCGCGAGAUUUAAAUAAAUUAUAACCAGCUGUUUUUGCCGUACGGUUACCGACACAGCGACUAGAUCGGGACGGAAACACAACUAGUAUGGCGGACGGGAAACCCAUUGGAAAUUCUGUAGUGUUUAACACUUCAGCUUUUAACAUUUCUGGAUUGUCGGGUGAUGUGUUGUGCUACUUAUGGGGGAACUGUACAAAUGACACAAGAGAACUACUGGAUCGAUGUAGUGGUGGUGUGUUCGAUUCCUACGUGGAUUUUACCCAAAUUUUCGCCGUUCAUACCGCAAUGGUCGUUUGCUACCUCCUGGUAAUGGUUUUCGCUGUUUUUGGAAACAUCUUGGUGAUCUGGACGAUCUGGAGAAAUACGCACAUGCACACGGUGACCAACUAUUACAUAGUGAACCUCGCACUUUCGGAUUUCCUCGUGUCCUCAAUUGUCCUACCACUCAAACUUCUGGAAUACACAAGCCCCUGUGAUUGGCAGAUUUUCAGCCAUGAUGGCCUAUGUGCUGUUGUCUACUACAUUCUACCAAUAUUCGUCUUUGCCAGUGUUCUUACUCUCGUCGCUAUUUCCUUAGAAAGGUACUACGCCAUUGUCCAUCCUCUUUCCGCUAUGAAGGUAAACAGUAAAAGUAGAACAAAGAAGAUAAUAGCAGUCACGUGGAUCAUACCUAUUGUUAUCUGCACGCCUUACCUCUAUUGUGGAAGUUACUCAUUUGAAUUUCGCAGUCAUUAUGGUUCAGUUUCCCGCCAAAUUUGUGCUGAUCGAUUUGAUGAGAUAGAUGGCGGCACUGGUAACUUCCGUCGAGUAUUCUUCCUUGUUCUGACUGCGUUCAUGUACUUCCUUCCAAUGAUUAUCAUCAUCACGACUUGCUCGAGGAUCGCACGAUCCUUGCUUCAACCAAUCAUCAUCGAGAGCUCGCAAUCCGGAGCCAGGAACUGUAAAAGACGAGACGAAGUAAACAAACGCAAAGUUGCCCGGAUGGUAAUAGUGAUAGCGGUGGCCUUUAUCGUCUCCUGGUCUCCGAUGUAUGUAGUCAACAUUGUCAGUCAGCUGCAAGGCCAAGGCGACAGUUUCCUUCUUCAUAGCAACUUCCUUUUCACUAUGCUCACCAUACACCUGUCAGGUUUCAUCAACAGUUGUGUGAAUCCCUUCAUCUACACGGCCAUGAGUAAAAAAUUCCGGAAAAGUUUUGGUCGUACACUUGGUAAAAUCUUCUGUAAUUAUUAUUGCCGACAGAGGCUGUUUCUAUACAGGGAUAGUAUCAUACAACGGCGAUCAACGGCGUACACAAGCGCGUCACGGGGGUCAUUCAUUGACCCAGAAGCAGAGCCAUUACAAAGUGAAAUGAGAGAAAGAGCACCAGUCAAGGGGAAGGAAUCUCACAGCAGCAGUAGCGAGGGGGACUCAUCCUGCAGGUCACAAAGUAGACUGUGUAAGUCCACCACGGGACGACAACCAAUGGCACAAGAGAAUGUUUGUGGGUCUGACGAGUGCCGAACAGUUGAAGAGACUGGAGUCAGUUCCAACCUAUCCAUGGUAACCUUCCCUUGUCCAAAAUCUGUCCAGAUCAUUGACCACUCCGGACAUUGCAGAUGUGUCACAACCAGUCAAAUCAUGCCGAGACAGUGCAAAGUUCGGAGCUUUAUGGAGCCCAACAAAAAUGGCAUCAAGACGGAAACGUUUAUCAUGCGUAACCCCAAACAGUUGGAAUGUGACGUAGACGGGCAUGUACGCACGAUAAUCAUGUGCAAUGGGGAUAUGAACGAGGCAGAGACCAUCGACGUUAAGCAAAACGCAUGUCCGUGAACCUAUAUCCCCAAAAAUAAAACUAAAAAUGUAUCAAUCAAUCAAGCAAUCAAUCGUGUGACAUCCAUUUUAUUGAAGGUGAAUAGUUGACGACAAUCGAGGAAAACAUUUUAAUCGGGCAUCACAAGGCUGAUGUUGAGAAUACCAUGUAAAUGUCCUACUAUCACAACACUUGUGUGUUCUAAUCUGUCUGGAACCCCUUGGUGGUCUGGACGUUUCAUUCCAUACAAAAAUAUGUUUGAUUAUUCCAUUUCCUCAGACAUUUUUCUGCUGUAACGUUCCCAAGGAGCAAAUUAUCAAAUGUAUACAUAUUUUGUAUGGAGAUCGUAUAAAACACCAGCGUCCGGUUUCCAAAGAUGGAAUAAUGACUCCAGCAAAAACAGAUUGAAAGACAGCAUUGCCAUUAUAAACAUAGCAUGAAAUAUUCUAGUUUUCUAAAAAAAAAGUAUCUAUAUUUGUUCAAAACCAUACUAUUUCAAAACUUUAAAAAAUACUAAAACAGCAUACGUCGAUCUGAAGUAUAUCAAAAUCAUACCUAAAUGUAUCAUGUCCUUGCAAUAUCAUACUUUUACAUCCAUGUUACGAAAUUCACAGAAAAAAAAAAUGAAAUCAAAUUUCUGAAAUUUUACUAGAUUUCUUCACCUUUUCAUGUCAACGAUAUGUCAAUGUUAUUUCCCGGAUUUUGAUAGAAAAGCAUCCAAUUUGAUAAUGAAUUAGUAAUGGAAAAAGUAACCGAGCGUUUGUACAAAGGGAAUACUACUCUAAACCAAUAUGGUAGUUGAACUCUUUUUUUUUCUUUUCUUUUUCUUUUUUUUUUACUCAAAACUCUCGGAUUGGUAGGUUUUAGAUUAUUUGUUCACAAGCAAUAUGAAGAUCCGACUUUUAAAAAUCUUUAAAACUUACAAGUACAUGUAUGAAUUUACUGCCCGUAGAAAAUCUUUUUAUAUCCGUAUCGGUACAGUUUUAAUAUGUUUGGUCAACUUUAGAAUAGUAGGGAUCGCCGUAAUACUAAUUUUCAUCAUAUCAUCCACGUGUAUAAGGUAUUACUAUGAUAUGAAAUCUGAAAGAUCUGCCAGAAUGACCAAUAUAAGUUAACAAUUUUCUUUCGUUAUAUUACUUAUUCGUUUAUUGUUGAAUGAGUCUUGUUGGUUCCAUUUGAUCAUUAUAUUCAGACUUAAAUUAAACUUAUUUUUCUUGCUUUUAAAAAAAAGUUAUUUAUGGGUUAUUUUCUCAUUUGCUGAUUUAUUACACUUGUUUUAUCAUGUUCCAUUAUCGUUGCACAGAAAGAAGUGACGUCAUCGGAACGAACGGUAAAAUUUUAUGUAAAAAUGGUGUAUCAGUAAAUGCGUAUUCGAAUUCGUAUGUGUUAAUUAUACCAACUACCGUUAAGUAAAUGUCGACAAACUUGGAAAUAACAUCAUAUUGGUACAGUUUAGUGUUGUUGUAAAGUAAAAUCACCAUUUUAUGAUACACUGUGUAAGCCGUUAAAUUUGUUUGGUCAGUAUCUAUAAAUCAUCAUCAUGUUUCGGGUCAAUAAUUUGACAUAUUGAUAUACAUUGUGUACUGUUGUUUUUUCAGGUCAAAGUUUCUCCAUCAGGUGCAACAGUUAUUAAGUAUGUUUUGUUACAAAUUCUAACUUUAACCAAUCCUAUAUAACUAGACGAAUUUAGUUUAUUUAGUAUUGAUAGCUUAAUCAGAAUUGGAUUACAUACAGAACUGAAAACGAACCACAAAACAAAUAGGGCUUGAUUGAUGACUGGAAGCAAAAUAAUGCUUGAUUGAUGACUUGAGAUCAGACAGAAAAUAAACUGUUUCCCCAAAUGUGUCGAAGAACGGGUUCUUCUUUACUCUGAUUAUUUCAAUGUUCAAACAUAUCUCUUUGUUCUAUAAAUAAAG